GUUGUUGGAUGGAUGACUGCCUCUCUUCUUCGGUUUGCAUGCGGCAUUCCAACGGAGAGGAUGAUGAAUAAUGCACCCUUGAAGCAAAGUUAAAGGGUGUUUUAGUAAAUUUACUUUCUCCGAACAGGGCCAAAGGUGUUGGAAUCUGAAAGUUAAGGGGUCUUUGUCGCGAAUGAAUGCUUGACGGUGGACCAAGUAUCACUACCUCGAAAGUACAGGAACAAAAUGGGAGUAAAAAACCUAUGGGAUAUCUUGGAAUCCUGCAAGAAGAUUCUUCCUCUUCACCACCUCCAGAACAAGAGGGUCUGCAUUGAUCUUUCAUGCUGGAUAGUUCAGCUUCAUAACGUCUGCAAAUCUCACUCCUGCAUUAAGGAUAAGGUUUAUCUGAGCGCUCUAUUCCAUCGCCUUAAAGCCCUCAUUGCCUUGAAUUGUAGCCUUAUAUUUGUAACAGAUGGAUCAAUUCCUGCCAUCAAAAUGUCUACUUACAGACGGCGUUUGGGGUCAGAAAAUGAGGCUACUCGAGAUGAGAUGAACUUACAGAAGGUUUCUUCACUUCCUCGAAAUAUGGGAUCUGAGUUUUCUUGUAUGAUAAAGGAGGCAAAGGUCCUUGGCAUGGCACUUGGAAUCCCAUGCUUAGAUGGGCUUGAGGAAGCUGAAGCACAGUGUGCCUUACUGGACGCAGAAUCAUUAUGUGAUGGAUGUUUCAGCACAGAUUCAGAUAUCUUCCUCUUUGGUGCGAGGACAGUUUACAGAGAUAUCUGCCUAGGGGAAGGUGGUUAUGUUGUUUGUUAUGAAAUGGUGGACAUAGAAAGAAAACUUGGAUUUGGAAGAAACUCAUUGAUUACACUGGCCCUUCUUCUUGGAAGUGACUAUUCUCAGGGAGUUCAUGGGUUUGGCCGUGAGACAGCAUGCCAGAUUGUUAAAUCAGUUGGGGAUGAUAGUGUUCUUCAGCGUAUUGCAUCAGAGGGAUUGGCAUUUGCAAAGAAGAUGAGAGGGCCAAAGAAACAGAGUCAAGCUUUAAAAUGCAACACGAAUCAAGAGAAUGAUUUGGUUCAUAAUGUGAAUAUUGCAAGUGAGAAAAACCAACAAUGGGAUAAUCAGUUCUUGCAAGUGAUUGAUGCAUAUCUAAAACCAAAAUGCCACUCAGCAGAUUCAGAGGCUGUUCAUAGGGUUCUUGGUCAAUAUCCAUUUCAGCGCUUUAAGCUCCAUGAGAUAUGUGCCCAAUUCUUUUGCUGGACUCCUGAGAAAACAGAUGAGUAUAUCUUACCUAAGAUUGCCGAGAGAGACUUGCGGCGUUUUGCCAACCUGCGUGCAACUUCAUCAGAACUUGGAGUUCAGCUUCCACUUUGUGAGUUACCAGUUAUCUGCCCUAUCUCUGCAAUUAUCAAGCACAGAAGAAUGCGGGGAAGAGACUAUUACGAAGUAACCUGGGAAGAACGGGAUAGGCUACAAACUUCUAUAGUCCCUGCUGAUCUUGUAGAAAGUGCUUGCCCUGAAAAGAUAGUGGAGUUUGAGAACAGAAGAGCCCUAGGGAAGAAAAAGAACCAUAAACCAAGGUCAAAGAAAGCAGGAAAUAGCACUGCUGUGAGUGAAAUUGAUCAAAAGCUGCAAAAUUUGUUGCUUGAUGCAGAACCAGGGAGAAAUGAUAUCUGUAAUGCUAUCGUUUAUUAUCCCCAAGGGUGUACGAGCAACGUCCUACCAGAAGUCAUUGAUCUCUCAGGCAGCACCCAACCAGAAGUAAUUGAUCUAUUACAAAGCAACAAACCAGAAGUCAUUGAUCUCUUAAGCCCUUCUCCUGUCAAAGCAGGCAAGCGUCAAGAGGUUAUAGAACGACAGAUUGAUGUAAUUUGUUUGAGUGACUCAGAAACUGAUACCUCAUCUCUAGAAAAUGAGGAUGAAGAAAGAGGGCUGAGUUUAUUUAUAGCUAAUAAAAAGGAAGAUCUCCCUGGCUUCCGUGAUUGAAACGUGUUUCAGUGUUUGGAGUGAAAGAGUAUUGCGUCUUCCUUUACCUUUUUGCUUUAUUAUCUUCUUGUUUUGUAGUUUUUUUUUUUGUUUUAUUUUGCCUUGUUUUUGUUUUUUGAGGGGGGGGGGGUGAUGCAAUUGUAAUUUGUAAAUAUUUUGAUCUUGUAUCAUUUUGAGCAUCUAAAACUAUUGUAAAGCUGAUACUUACCUUGGUUUUAAAAGUCAAAUCUAAUUUUAUAAUGUCAAACUUA
Messenger RNA from Nelumbo nucifera (sacred lotus), 2213 nucleotides. RefSeq names its product single-stranded DNA endonuclease family protein. NCBI's taxonomy places the organism in Eukaryota, Viridiplantae, Streptophyta, Magnoliopsida, Proteales, Nelumbonaceae. Gene Ontology annotation, molecular function: 5'-flap endonuclease activity; DNA binding. The record is from RefSeq and is a predicted model, not a curated record.